This is a messenger RNA of Racocetra fulgida, 1005 nucleotides long. Lineage: Eukaryota; Fungi; Glomeromycota; Glomeromycetes; Diversisporales; Gigasporaceae. The record is from the annotation of a GenBank genome assembly.
AUGACAGAACAAGAAUAUAUUUGGUUAACUUUAUUACCAAAAAAUUGUCAAUUUUGUUCAAAACCUUACAAACAAUAUUUAUACGAUAUUUGGCCUUCUAGAAUUGUUGCUUGCGAAUCUUACAUAGAAAAUACAAAAGAAGAAUAUAAUUCAUUAGAUAAAAGUCAAAGAGAAGAAUGGAUUGAAGAACGAAAAGAACAAGUUAAAAGAGCCAAAGAAGUACUUAAUUUAUAUUUUCAACAAGAUUAUCAAGAGGUUUAUAAAAGUGGUGUUUUUAAUCCUAAUCGUGAAAGUAUCUUACCACACUCAAAUUAUGUGCAAGAUGGUAGUACAUCUACUAUCUUAGCUGAUGCAAAAGACAAUCCUAAAAAUGCCAAGAAAAGUUUUGUAAAACCUAAAUUAGAAACAAAUCAAGUAGAUGAUAGUUCUAUCUCGUACUCUUUUACCGAUUCUUCUGGUUUCAUAGGAAAAUAUAGAUUUGGUGAAAUAAUGUUGAGUAAUUUAGGUUAUUACCGGUAUAAAUCUAAUUUUACUCACAAUGGUACUGAAAUUAAAAAUUUUUGGAAUGGAACGUGGACCGGUAAAAAUGGUUGUAAUAGUUAUAAUGAUUUUUUAAAUAAUAAGUUGAACGUUCAAGAACGUGCUAUAAGAGAAGCUUUUCAAUUUAAUUUACUUAGAAUUAAUCAUUUAUUAUCUUCUCCUUCUUAUAAUCAAUCUUUAUCGGAUUAUUUAGAUAAAUCUUUGAAAUUUUCUUCAGGUUGUAAUUUUCAAUCAGAUGGUUUGAGCGUUCCUAAUGUUACUUUAGCUGGUAUUUUGGCUUCGGCUUAUUUGAUUGAUCCUGAGGAUGUUGGUAAAGCUUUUGUUGAAGGUGUGGCUCCUUGUGAUAAUAGAACUUUAACUAGUUUAACGAGAUAUUUACUGGACUUUGGUGGUUGUGAUUUUAGUUCUGAAAACGUUAAUGAGGCUGUAUCUUCCUUUGCUAAUGUAUCGUUAAAUUCUAUGUAA